CUUCUUCUCCAGUUGACAAAGGGGUGUGUCUCAAAAAGCAGGGAACAGUGCGUGUAAAGUCCUCCUACCUUCACCGCACAAACCUGUGCACAAGUCAAGGGUCCAAAUUUUCAUUCUUUGCUUUUUAAAGGCAUUGCCAACAUGUCCAAACCUCUAACUGAUCAGGAAAAGCGCAAGCAGAUCAGUGUUCGCGGUAUAGCUGGACUGGGGGAUGUUGUCGAAAUCAAAAAGAGCUUCAACAGGCAUCUUCACUUCACUCUAGUGAAGGACCGCAAUGUGGCCACCCCACGGGAUUAUUACUUCGCCCUGGCCCACACGGUGCGGGAUCACCUGGUGGGCCGCUGGAUCCGCACUCAGCAGUAUUACUAUGAGAAAGACCCGAAGCGCAUCCACUAUCUGUCUCUGGAGUUCUACAUGGGCAGAACUCUACAGAACACCAUGAUAAAUCUUGGGCUGCAGAAUACCUGUGAUGAGGCCAUCUACCAGCUUGGACUGGAUUUGGAAGAAUUAGAGGAGAUUGAGGAGGAUGCAGGGCUGGGAAACGGUGGGCUCGGGCGUCUUGCAGCUUGUUUCCUGGACUCAAUGGCAUCUCUGGGUUUGGCGGCUUAUGGUUAUGGCAUUCGUUAUGAGUUUGGGAUCUUCAAUCAGAAGAUCACCAGUGGCUGGCAGGUUGAGGAAGCUGAUGAUUGGCUUCGUUAUGGUAAUCCUUGGGAGAAGGCCCGUCCCGAGUACAUGCUUCCUGUGCAUUUCUAUGGCCGAGUUGAGCAAACUCAUGAGGGACCAAAGUGGGUUGACACUCAGGUGGUGCUUGCAAUGCCUUAUGACACUCCUGUGCCUGGUUAUAAAAACAACACUGUGAAUACUAUGAGACUGUGGUCUGCCAAAGCGCCUAAUGAUUUCAACCUGCAAGAAUUCAAUGUGGGAGAUUACGUCCAGGCUGUAUUGGAUCGAAACCUGGCAGAGAACAUCUCCCGGGUGCUCUACCCCAAUGACAAUUUUUUCGAAGGGAAGGAGCUCCGUUUAAAGCAGGAGUACUUUGUGGUGGCUGCUACUCUGCAGGACAUCAUCAGACGCUUUAAAUCGUCAAAGUUUGGCUGCAGGGAUCCCGUGCGCACCUCUUUUGAGGCUUUCCCUGAAAAGGUGGCGAUUCAACUGAAUGAUACUCAUCCAGCUCUGGCGAUUCCUGAACUCAUGAGAAUCCUGGUGGAUAUAGAGCGGCUGGACUGGGAAAAGGCAUGGGAGAUUACGACAAAGACGUGUGCGUACACAAACCACACGGUGUUACCCGAGGCUCUGGAGCGCUGGCCUGUCUACAUGUUUGAGAAGCUUCUGCCACGACACCUGCAGAUCGUCUAUGAAAUCAACCGUCGCCAUCUGGAUAGAAUUGCUGUGCUGUAUCCAGGCGACCAUGAUCGCUUGCGCAGGAUGUCUCUGAUCGAGGAGGGCGAUCCAAAGAGGAUCAACAUGGCUCACCUUUGUGUGGUCGGGUCACACGCCGUCAACGGAGUUGCACGGAUUCACUCAGACAUUGUCAAAACCACUGUAUUUAAGGACUUUUUUGAUGUUGAGCCGGAGAAGUUUCAGAACAAGACAAACGGCAUCACACCUCGUCGCUGGCUGCUGCUCUGCAACCCUGGCCUGGCUGACAUCAUCGCUGAGAAAAUUGGUGAGGACUUCCUGACGGAUCUGUUCCAACUAAAAAAACUUUUGGAUUUCAUCAAUGAUGAAAUGUUCAUUCGGGAUGUGGCUAAAGUGAAGCAGGAGAAUAAGCAGAAGUUUGCAGCUUAUCUGGAGAAUGAGUACAAAGUAAAGAUAAACCCUGAGUCCAUCUUUGACAUCCAUGUCAAGAGAAUCCAUGAGUACAAGAGACAACUGCUCAACUGCCUUCAUGUCAUCACUUUAUACAACAGGAUCAAGAAAGAACCAAACAAGAAGUUUGUUCCCAGAACCGUAAUGAUUGGAGGAAAGGCGGCUCCAGGCUACCACAUGGCAAAGAUGAUCAUUAAACUGAUCACCUCAGUGGGGGAGGUGGUCAACAAUGAUCCUGUGGUGGGAGACAGACUGAAGGUCAUUUUCCUGGAGAACUAUAGAGUCUCAUUAGCUGAGAAGGUGAUCCCUGCUGCCGACCUAUCCGAGCAGAUCUCCACGGCAGGCACUGAAGCCUCCGGGACGGGAAACAUGAAGUUCAUGCUUAAUGGCGCUCUGACCAUCGGCACCAUGGACGGCGCCAACGUGGAGAUGGCAGAAGAAGCUGGAGAGGAAAACCUGUUCAUCUUUGGCAUGCGGGUUGAGGAUGUGGAGGCCAUGGACCAAAAGGGAUACAAUGCCAGGGAAUACUACGAGCGCCUGCCUGAACUUAAACAGGUGAUGGAUCAAAUCAGCACUGGAUUCUUUAGCCCCAAAGAGCCUGAACUCUUCAAAGACAUUGUCAACAUGCUCAUGAAUCAUGACAGGUUCAAGGUGUUUGCAGACUAUGAAUCAUAUAUCAGCUGUCAAGAAAAAGUUAAUGAACUCUACAGGAACCCAAAAGAAUGGACCAAAACAGUGAUCAGGAAUAUUGCUGCUUCUGGAAAGUUCUCCAGUGACCGCACCAUCACGGAGUACGCCCGUGAGAUCUGGGGAGUUGAGCCGUCGGACGUCAAGAUCCCGCCCCCUAAUGAGCCACGGGAAUGAGGAGUUGGGAACACUGGGUCUGCUUGCCUGUUCCUCAACCAUUCCCAGUGUGUUGGUGUGCCUUCAGGUUUCUCUCACUAUGCAUAACACCACAUGAAACCUCUUUGAACUUCACAACUGUAGUGUACCUUCAAUAUACACACAAACUAACUCCUUCAUGUGCACUUACACUGUAGUACAUUUUAAAUUACUGUCAACUUUCACUUGCCCAUACUCAAUUUUCAUGGAUUCUCUUAUGCCAAUUCAAUUUGUUGCAUAUCUGAGACUAAUUUAUUGAAGCUUCAUUUAGUUAAGCCUAGCCUAAGUUUACUGCUGUAUUAAUGCAUGUGUAAAUUCUCAAUUUUGGUGCAUUCCUUUUAUCAUUUUUAAGGGUGUCCAUUCUGACUGAUUAUAACAGAGAUGCCACUUAAGUUUCAAUAGCCAAGACAAUAGUUCUGUCCCUGUUUUAUGUAUUUUAGGAAUUGAAAUCAGAAACUGGAACACAGACAAGUAUCCUGGUUUCUUAGUAGCUUCGGGAAAUAUUUGAUCAUCAGCCACCUUUGGUUUGUUUAAAUCCAGUAGAAUUAGUCUCCCUGCCCUAAAAUACAAUAUAUAACCAGUCAGAAACAACCAUCUCAAAAGUGGCAAACAGCGUUAAUGUAAUGACUCCAGAACGCAUGUGGUUCAGUGUCCAAAUUAUCUUUUUAUUCAAGCUUUCUGACGCAGGUUUAAGGGUGCCUUGUGUGUAUACUUUGCAAUAUUAACAACAAUAAUGUAAAUAUUUCAUAAAACAAUGAGAAUAGAAGAUAUAUGGCAGCUGGCUGAUGUAAACUCACAGGAAUCCAUCUAAACUUGAACUAUGACCCUUUUCAUAAAGCAAAUUCCAAACAGCAUUUAAGAUUCCAGGCUGUCAUUUGAACGUAUGCUUAUGGAUGUCAUCUUUGAAUAUUCACACUUGUACUGAGGCCUUGUUUUCUUGCUAUUUUUUUACACAAGUACUGUAAGGAAAUUACCAUGUUAACAAAUAAUAAAAUAAAUAAAAACAG
Molecule: messenger RNA, 3698 nt
Organism: Pimephales promelas (fathead minnow)
Lineage: Eukaryota; Metazoa; Chordata; Actinopteri; Cypriniformes; Leuciscidae
Gene: pygb
Product: phosphorylase, glycogen; brain
Biological process (GO): glycogen catabolic process
Cellular component (GO): cytoplasm
Molecular function (GO): pyridoxal phosphate binding; glycogen phosphorylase activity
Source: RefSeq, a predicted model, not a curated record